Syzygium oleosum is the source of this 336-nucleotide messenger RNA. Its product is annotated as protein PELPK1-like. The record is from RefSeq and is a predicted model, not a curated record. NCBI's taxonomy places the organism in Eukaryota, Viridiplantae, Streptophyta, Magnoliopsida, Myrtales, Myrtaceae. The transcript has a single exon. Bases 1 to 336 code for a protein of 111 amino acids.
AUGGCCUGUUACAAGAAAUUCAUGCUAUUUCCUCUCUUGCUUCUCACCCUGUCGUCCACAACUGGCGAUGGAGUUGGAGUCCUUGCUUCCCGUCACCUUUUUGAUGCAGGCUUGCGGCUUGCCCAAGAUUCCCGAGCUUCCCAAAGCCUGAGCUACCUCCCGUUCCCACGACCCCGAGUUUGCCCGAGCCGGAGUUACCGUCACUGCCAAAACCUGAAGUCCCCGACCUUACUGAAGCCCGAGUCGCCUCCACUGCCGAAGCCCGAGGUCCCCAAGGCGCCUGAAAUACCAGUUGUUCCUGAGUUGCCGAAGCCCGCCUUGCCUACCAAUCCCUGA